AUGUAUUAGACAGAAACAAAAUCAUCACUUUAUGCAUCAAAAUUAAUUUAGUAAACAAAUUAUUCAGCAUUAUCAUCUUUACCUAAAACCUAUAUAAGAUAAGUAUAAGCAGAAGGUAAUAAGAUAUUUAAUAAUUAUUUAGGUGAAAUAUUUAUGGCAGCUCCAUAAAAAUGUGCUAAUAUAUGGAAGGAAUUUAGAAGAAAUGAUUUUACAUAAGUUUAAAUACCAUAUAAAACAGCUCUUUAAGUUUUUGAUACUUGUAAAGAGGAUUUAAAAAUGAUGUUAAAGAUUUCUAAUGGAAAGGAUUUCUUUGAUUUAUUCGAUUAAGAUAAUGAUGGGUAAUAAGAUUAUUUUAUAAUUUAGAUUUUUAAAUGAAGAUGAGUAAAUUUUAGUUUUUAGCAUUAUAAAAGAAAAAAUGUAAUAAGUUGCAAAUCUAUUAUUAUAAAUAUAAUAAUAUGUUCCAUUCAAAUAAUUAAUGAAGGCUAUAAGAACAUUAGAAUAAAAUAUUUGUGAAUAUUAAGAUGUAUUAAGAUAGAAGAUUUAUAAAUCUGAAGUUUCAACUUAUAAAGAAAUAGGAUUAGAAAAAUUAGAUGAUUUUUAUGAGAAAUACUAUAAUUAUUUUUAAUAGUUUGAAAAUUAGAAAAGAAUAAGAAUGUAUAAAGAAAAUAUGAUAAUAUGUUUAGAUAGACCUAAAUAUAAAAAUAAUAAGAAGAAAUGGGAUAAUUGGAAGAUAAGUUAUCAAAAAAUACUGAGUUUUUAAAAGUAAAACCAAAAAGAAAACUAAAAGAUUUAUAAACUUAAGAAAAGUUAGUUUCUUUAGAUGAGAGAGUAGAGGAAGCAAUGGAUUUUCGUAGAGAAUUAAAAAAUAUGGAGAAAGCUGAAUAAGAGAGAGUGGCAUAAGAGUAAGAAAAACGUAUUGAAAGUUAAAAGGAUGAAUUAUAACGUAAACAUUAAAAACAAAUGGAAUAAUUAAAAGCUAAAUUAAUAGAAUAAGAACACAAACUAAUAAUUUAACUUAAAAAAGAAUAUAAUGUUUUAUUAAAAUAAAUAGGAUUACAUAGCAAUGAGAUAGACCGAAUACAAUCUUCUGCAACUUAAAGUGCAAUUAGAAAAGGAGAGAAAGAGGGAGAGCUUAAAAGAAUGAAAGAAAGAGCAAGAAUAUAAAAUUUUAUAAUUGGAGAUACAAAAAGAACAAUGACUCCUAAACUUUAAUAAUAAAAUACAUAAACAUAUGAAGAUACUGUAAGUUCAUCUCCAAGAUCUCCAUAAGUAGUAUCUAAACAUGAUCGAGCUGUUCAUGAUAUUAAAGUUUUGAUUCAUAAACAAAAUUACACUUAAUUUUACAUAAAGAAAAAAUAUGGAGCUGUAUUAAUUUUUAAUAUAAUAUAAAUAGGAUCUACCUGUUAAUUAUAAACCUGAACCAUAUAAAUUAUAAGGUGAUAAUCAUGAAAGAAUAGAAAAGAUUUUAUCAGUAAAAAAGAAAAAUCCUCAUGAUAUCUUACCCUCUUUAACAGAAUUAUAUGAUGAAAAUCUCAAAGAAUAAGUAUUCAUAUUCUUAAUAUAAUAGGAUAAAGGAAGUACUCAAAAAUCUGAAUCAGAACUCAUCUAGGAAAGAUUAAAAAAGAAAUAAUUUAUAAUAGAAAAACUUUAAGAAUCAACUCAUUGA
Messenger RNA from Paramecium sonneborni, 1666 nucleotides. The record is from the annotation of a GenBank genome assembly. Lineage: Eukaryota; Ciliophora; Oligohymenophorea; Peniculida; Parameciidae.